Melanotaenia boesemani (Boeseman's rainbowfish) is the source of this 3793-nucleotide messenger RNA. It is a transcript of the gene u2af2a, whose product is annotated as U2 small nuclear RNA auxiliary factor 2a. The transcript is spliced from 12 exons. The coding region runs from base 569 to 2002 and encodes 477 amino acids. Gene Ontology annotation, biological process: mRNA processing. Gene Ontology annotation, molecular function: poly-pyrimidine tract binding; pre-mRNA 3'-splice site binding. Gene Ontology annotation, cellular component: nucleus; U2AF complex; nuclear speck. Lineage: Eukaryota; Metazoa; Chordata; Actinopteri; Atheriniformes; Melanotaeniidae. The record is from RefSeq and is a predicted model, not a curated record.
UCAACUUCCUGUGUCACGGGGUACCUAAGAGACGGAGCAAAAAAAGCGGGCAUACCGAAACCUUAUUGUUUUCUGAGCCUUGAAACUUCUGAAAUCGUAAAUAUUUGACACAUAAAGCCGAACAAUUGCACCUUGCGGUCCUGUGACCCUGUGGGAUUUGUAAUUAGCUCGAAGAAGACUCUCAUUCAUUCGGUAUUCGUAUUCGCAACCUAGCUAGGGUAGCUAAGAAGUACCCACAGUGGUGUGUGGAGCAGCGGGCCUAUUCUUCUGGACUUUGCUACAAGCUAGUUAGCUAAAAUUAGCAAGCUAGCCUAUACGAACACGUUUUUCUUUCUCAGUGAUUCUGUCCAUUACGUUGUGAAUGAGUAGUACGCCUCUAAUGUGUGUGCUAGUUAUUAACUUUUAGUAAGUCUGCUGUCAAAUAGGUUCCUAACUAAGCAAACUUGCCAGAUUUACACCUGUGAAGCAUUUGCAUUUAAAAGUGUUGUUCACUUUGUUGCUAGCUUAAGCUAGCCUCCGCCAACUGAACAACGCAGUCCCUGCGAGCGUAGCAGGCUUCAAUCCAGAGAUGUCGGACUUCGACGAAUUCGAAAGACAGCUAUCAGAAAACCACCAAGCAGAAAGGGACAAAGAGAACCGCCAUCACCGCCGGUCCUCAUCCCGCAGCCGUAGCAGAGAGAGGAAAAGGAGGAGCAGGGACAGGGAUAGACGCAGCAGGGACCGCCGUGGAGACAGCAAGGAGCGGAGACACCGACGCAGCUCACCAUCCAGCUACCCCCAGGACAAAGCUGGAAGCAGCCGUUCUCCCCACCGCGAGAAGAAGAAGAAGGUGAAGAAGUACUGGGAUGUCCCUCCACCUGGUUUUGAACACAUCACUCCCAUGCAGUACAAAGCCAUGCAGGCGGCAGGCCAGAUCCCAGCCACAGCCCUCUUACCAACCAUGACUCCAGACGGCCUGGCUGUUACUCCCACCCCGGUACCAGUAGUGGGCAGUCAGAUGACCCGGCAAGCCCGCCGGCUUUAUGUGGGAAACAUCCCCUUUGGUAUAACAGAGGAAUCAAUGAUGGACUUCUUUAAUGCUCAGAUGCGUUUGGGUGGUCUUACUCAGGCACCUGGAAAUCCUGUUCUUGCAGUACAGAUCAACCAGGAUAAGAAUUUUGCCUUCCUUGAGUUCCGUUCAGUGGAUGAAACGACACAGGCAAUGGCCUUUGAUGGCAUCAUCUUUCAAGGCCAGAGUCUUAAAAUCCGUCGUCCACACGAUUACCAACCACUGCCUGGCAUGAGCGAGAACCCCAGUGUCUAUGUGCCUGGUACACAGCCAUAUAAUGGUGUGGUGUCAACAGUGGUGCCAGACUCUGCUCACAAGCUCUUCAUUGGUGGUUUGCCCAACUACCUGAAUGAUGACCAGGUGAAGGAGCUGCUGACGUCCUUCGGCCCUCUGAAGGCCUUUAACCUGGUGAAAGACAGUGCCACAGGCUUAUCUAAAGGAUACGCCUUUUGUGAAUAUGUUGACGUCAACUUAAACGAUCAGGCUAUUGCUGGACUGAAUGGCAUGCAGCUUGGAGACAAGAAGCUCUUGGUGCAGAGAGCUAGUGUGGGAUCCAAGAAUGCCACUCUGACGAGUAUAAACCAGACCCCAGUGACGCUGCAGGUACCAGGUCUGAACAGCUCCGUGACUCAGAUGGGUGGUCUGCCAACUGAGGUACUGUGUCUGAUGAACAUGGUGGCCCCUGAAGAGCUCUUGGAUGACGAAGAAUAUGAAGAGAUUGUGGAAGAUGUCAGGGAUGAGUGCAGCAAGUAUGGCCAGGUGAAGAGCAUUGAGAUACCUCGCCCUGUGGAUGGCCUGGAAAUUCCUGGAACUGGCAAGAUCUUUGUGGAGUUCACUUCAGUUUUUGAUGCCCAGAAGGCCAUGCAGGGGCUGACAGGAAGGAAGUUUGCCAACAGGGUGGUGGUGACCAAAUACUGCGAUCCAGACGCUUACCACCGCCGGGACUUCUGGUAGAGGGGUGGGCAUGAAGAAAGGAGGGAAGGGAGGGUGGGAAGGGGUCUAUUGUGUACUGCCUGUUUCCAAAUCAGCCCCUGACUUAAUUUGGUGGGAUAACAUUCAGGUAGCUCUGAGAAUAUCAAUCAUUUCACAAAUUCCUUUGGCGAUAUCCAGUUUAUUAUUUGAGAUCUACGUGAUUAUGUCCCACAGUUAAAACAGAUAUUUGUGAUUUGACAAAAAGGAGAAUGGAUAGGGUUUAUAUUAAAAUACAUAACAGGGGGUCUAGGUUUGGGUGCUAGUUGUGUAGCGGGUGGGGAGGGAAGAUUUUUGAAAAAUGUGUGUAAUGAGGUCAGGGUGGGGUCAACAAUUUUUUUUAUACUUUGAGAGACAGGGAUGUCAUUUUGGUGUGGGAGGGGGGGUUGGUGUCACACUUUAAGGUUUGUAUUUAAGUGGAGGUAGCCUGUUUUAAGAACUUUAGAAAGGAGCUGCAGUGGGGAACGUACUGGAUGAUUAUCAUUGAUGGUUAAAACAGGAGUGUGUGUGUGUGAAAGGGAGAUGUGGGGAUGAUGGAGCAGAAGAUGAAGGGCAUUUUACUUUGAUGUAAUGUAGAUACACAGUAGCUGUAACAUCCACCUCAGUUUUGUCAUCUUUAUUUUUUCGGGCUUGAUCAUAUUCUCAUAUUCCUUCAUUUAACUGAGACUGCUGCCCCCCCCCCCCUCCUCUAGCACGGUUGUUGCCUGAUUGGACUCUGAAUGUCAACUGUAAUUGUUCUGAUACUGUGUGUAGCUUCACUGAAAUCACCUUGUAUUCAAGCUGCAAAAUAACACGAACUGCAGAAGCAUUUUCAAUUAUUCUUUUUUCUGUAACUUUUGUCCAUGUUUUUAUUAGUAGCCCUUUCUGAUUUUUUUUAAAUAGUCUCAACAGUUCAGCCCUGAUUCAGUACAACAGGAGAUAAAAGUAAGAUUAUUAGAGGAACAUAGAUUCAUAAUCAAUGAGGGUGUAUCUUUUCCUUACCAACAAGCCUUAAUGUUACAACAUGUCAAUUUGCCUGGGAAAAAGAAUUUGGCUUGCCCCUCUUUCAAUGAUGUCUGUAUGUUCGUACGUGUCACUAUCUUGUACUUCAGCCAGCUCUAAUUUUUCCUUGUUCCCCUUUAGAUCUGGGAUGUAAGAUGUGUUGAAUCCUGUUUUCUUGUGCAACAUCUCACCUCUUUGACAAGACCAAAUAAACAUGUGAUUAAUACUCACGGCUCAUGUUGUACUACAGAAUCAAACUAAAACAACUUGAUCUAUUUUUACCCAACUUGCAGCAAAACUUGUUGGGAAAAAAAAAAAGAAAAUUGGGCUUUGUAGAGACAAAUUAACCUAAUUUAACCACGCAGUAUUUUGCAUUUCACAACUUCAUGCUUCUGUUACUGUUGAGGGGUUUUCAGUAAAUCUGAGGUGUUAUUUUUUGUCAAGAUGUUACAAACUGUCCUUAUAUGUGAAGACAAAAUCUGCAAUUGCCAUCUCCCCAAUCUUCUUCCCUUUAUUUUCUGAGGACCACACGUUCACACUGUACAGGCUUGAGACUGUGCUUUCAUUUGAUUCUUGGGGUUGUUUAAACAGUGCUGAAGAGCGUUUCAGUAAUAACACUUUUUGAAAUACUUUCUGAAAAUCUGCUCUUUCUGUCUGUCAUUAAAUUUUUUUCUGGAAAACAAUGUGAUUUCUUAAAUGAUUUAAACCUAAAAGCCACAUUUAGUUCAUAAAAGCAGAGGCAGUCUUUCAUUUGUCCAAUUUGUUUUCAGAUGUUGAUUAAAAACUGAAUUUACA